AUGGGGGCCGUGGACAGUGUUCAGUGAGAAGGUGGAUAUAAUAAACACAAUCUUCAAAAUGGGACUAUUCGGAAAGACGCCACAGAGAUCGCCUAAAGAAUCGUCUUGCAGUAUGUUCACAUCCUAUCUGUGACCGAAAACUGGUGGAAUGGCAAGAAUUAGAUCUGCUGUUGUAAACAGGUGGUGAAUUGGUUCAACCUCCCUGUUAAAAUAAAUUAACUUAUGAUGCACACUUAUUAAUUGAAGUAUUAGUCAAAGUAAACCCAACAACAACCAACAAAAGUUCAGGAGUGGUGUUCUAAGAUGCGUAAAGAAGGAUAUGUGAUAGACCGACAAAUCAGAGCUAUCAAAAGAGAAGAAGAAAAAACUAAACGCUCUCUAAAAGAAUCUGCCAAGAAAGGUGAAAAGGAUGCUUGUGUGAUUCUUGCUAAGGAGCUGGUCCAUUCUAAAAAGGCAGUUUGCAAGUUGUAUGCUGCUAAAGCUCACUUAAAUUCAGUUCAGUUAAACAUGAAGCAACAACUAGGUAAGUUACGCAUGGCUGGUGCUUUGGAGAAGAGUGUUGAUGUGAUGAAAGCAAUGCAUUCUUUGAUUAAAAUUCCUGAGAUUAAUUCUACUAUGAUGGAGAUGUCUAAAGAAAUGAUGAAGGCAGGAAUUAUUGAAGAAAUGUUGGAAGAUACAUUUGAAGGGCUGGAAGAUGCUGAAGAACUUGAAGAUGAAUCUCAGAAAGAAGUUGAUAAAGUUCUUUAUGAAUUAACUGCAGGUGAACUGGGCAAAAUGCCUUCUGCUGUCAAAGAUUCUUUGCCAUUAACUGAUGUUGCUGGUGCCACAGCAGCUACAGCAUCAAGUGCGUUGGAAGAAGAAGAAAAUGAUGAAGAGGAAGAUGAGAUGCGAGCUCGGUUAGAAGCUCUUCGCAGCUAGGCAGACAUUGCAAAUGCUCUUGUCCUCAACUACACAGUUUCAAGUGUGUCUAUGUGUUCAAUAAGAACACAAAGUUGAAGAAAAGAAAAAGAAUAACAAAACUGUCAUGUGGUAAUUUAACCCACAUUCCUUGAUUAUUGCCUAAGUGCAUUCACUUAUACUCUUUUUCUACCUUUCUUUUACUCUGUUGCUCUUUCCAUCUUUUUGUCCUUUUCAUUUCUCUUUCUCCUCAUUCUUUCUAACUCUUUCAAUCACUUUCCAUUUCCUUUCCUCAAUAUUUAUGACUGUUGGGUUCUUUUUUUAUUGUCCACCAUUAUUUAUCUAUCCAUCUUCACUUUUUUUGCAUACAAUAUUCCUAAUCUAUCUGACAAAUCUAAAAUUACAAUCACUGCUCUGGACUUCAUACAACAGCAAUAGUAUCACUAAGAAAAUAUUUGGUUAUGGUUAUAGCAGAGUGUGCAUGUGUAUAGAUGAAAUGAUAUUUUAUUAUCCAGCCUGGCUUGCUUUCUUAUAUAAACUCUGAAACAGCGUGAAGAUUCUACCUAGAGGUUACCUCAUCUACAUAUGAUAUAAAUACAUAUCCAGUGACACAAACAUCUAUACACCUUGGUAGCUGUACAUAUAUUUUCUGUCACACAUACACAUUUAUCCAGUAUCUAUUGAAAAUGUUAGGUAUUGAACUGAAAAUUUAGAAUUUCUGAUUUAAAAUCAGCUGCAGAUGUUAUGUAUUAUUACUUUUUGUUUCCAGGAAGGAUACUUAAUUCUACAUUACCUCAGUUGACAUAAUUUAGGGAAAAUAUACCAAUUUUUUUCUAGAAAAACCAUCAGAGAUAUGUUGGCUUGCUAUCCAGAGUGUGGUUAUUUUAUUAUCAAGUGUAAGAACUCUUAACAAAGAAGAGUUAAAUACUGAAGCUAUGGAUUUUUAUCUUUUGUGAAAGGAUUAGCAUUUUAAUUAUUUUGGUCCACUCUGUUUAAAAUUUAUUUCACACAACUAUUUGAUAUGAUGCAUUUUGUUUAAACUUUUGUAAGAAAAGUAGCUAUAAUUGAGUGACUUGGCCUUAGCAUGUCACCAAUACAUGAUACACACACUCUUAUUAUGCACACACAUAUAUAGCUCUUUGUAGGUGCUUGACUGUUAAAACAGCAGCCAAAUCUUUCUGAAUUCACAUAUUAUUGUAAUAAAAUAAUGUGUACAUUGGAUAAUGUUUUUAUAGAAAAUUAUGUAUAUAAUAUAAAAAUGGGAAUGACUGAUCAUUGGUCUGAUCAGUUAAGACUAAACAACAAUAGCACAUAUAACCAACUCAAACUGCUUUUUAAAGUAAUACUCAUGUGGAGCUGCUCACUUAAUUGCUACUUUUCAUGAACAGCCUCCAAUUGUAUUGUCUUUUACUUCCACACUCACUUUACCUUUAGACUUUGGAAUCCUUCCUUUAUCCCAUUAUCACCAAAGUCUCUCUCUCUCUCUAUCUAUCUAUCUAUCUAUCUAUCAAUCAAUCUAUUUCUCAAGAUACAAAAACAUAUAACUCCUACUGGGCUAUUGUUCUUGCAUUGAACAUAGUUGAGGUACAGGACACUAUAAUAAAUCAUCUACUAUAUCAUCUUGGAACUUUCUCAGUUUAGCAAUCACUAGUAUAUCUUCCAGAACCAGAACCCUUGGAGACCUAUUCCCUAGUAUUACAUAGAGUGCAUGUUUCUUUGUUUAGACCUUGCGCUAAGCACUUUUCCAUAUUUAUGGAAACUUUUUCCAUUCAUAUACUUAACAAAUCAACACAAAAUAUAUUAAUAGACACACAUGCACACAUCUAUUUUCUUACUGUUUUGCAUUCAGUUUUCUUUGUUAUCAUUUGUAGGAAUAUUUCUCAGAAUGUUUAUAUUUACAUUUGAAUCAUUGGAGUAUGUGCCUUCACAGCUGAAUGUUUGCUUUUCUCCUACUAGCAAGUGACAUCUAAUAUUUGGCUAUGUGAGAUUGAGGUGAGACAGAAUAAUGUCUUGCUUGUCAGAGAUACAGUAUAGUAGCUGUACCAAGCUUUGAACUCGUAACCUAGUUUAACUUUGUGUGUGUGGUUAUUGGGUGGAUGUGUGUUUACAUCUAUAUAUAAAGCAUUGAAAACAGGGUAUUCUGGUUUACUUUUACUACAUAUAGUCCAAGCAAUAAAAUCUGUCAGACCUUUUAAUUGCAA
Messenger RNA from Octopus bimaculoides (California two-spot octopus), 3098 nucleotides. Its product is annotated as charged multivesicular body protein 3. Lineage: Eukaryota; Metazoa; Mollusca; Cephalopoda; Octopoda; Octopodidae. Gene Ontology annotation, biological process: vacuolar transport. The record is from RefSeq and is a predicted model, not a curated record.